AUGGUCCAACAAAGUAGAUCUCAUACAAGUAAAUAUAUAUGUAUAGAAGGUCUUAAUAGUAAUAUAAUGUGGAUGGGGAUUGAAUAUACAAUAAUAUUAUAUUCCUGGAAUGUUCUUAGGAUUGUACUUUUUAAUAUUGGAAUUUUUUAAAUAAGGAUCCUCAAUUUAUGACUUGAUCAAAACUAUUAUAAUAAUGAUUCUUUGUGUUCUUUUAGCUUUUUUGAUGAGACCAGAAAAACUUAAAGAUAGAGAGGCUUCUCCUAUUCCCAAGGUGGAACUUUAGAUGUCGAUUAAAUUUGAUAUAAAGAGUCAAAUUCUUGAAUUAGUGUAAUAAUUAAAGAUAAUAAAUAACUAGUCCGUGGUUAAGAGAAGAAAAAUUUAUAGUUUUUAAUGAUAAAAUGAUAGUGGUUCAUGAAUAAGCUCAAUUAUUGUAAUUUUUUGAUAGCACUGCUGAUGAAGACUAAGAAAUGAGUGACUCAUAAUUAGUAAAAAAUCUUUUAGAAUGUAAAUGUGAUUCCUUAUCUACAGGUUUACUCAAAUUAUUAUAGGGGUAAAGCUAUUGCUAUAUUAGAGUCCUUAACCAAAAAAAAGAGCCUUUCUUAAACCUGAUUUGAAAUCUAUUUGUUAAACACUUUUAGAAAAUGAAAGUUCUUUAUAUAAUUAUUAUUCAGCAGGAGAGAUAGAAAGUAAAUAACUUAAAUUGUAGAACUAAAAAUUCAAUUUUAUAAUCUUGAAUGUGUCAUUAUAUGAAAAUUAUCUUGUUCUUCAUAUUGAAUAAUAAUUAGAACGUAAGAAUUAAUUUAGCAAAUCUUUACAUACUAUAAGUGUUCAUUAAAAUCCCUCCAGUGCUAAUAAUUCUAAAACUGUAGAUAAUAAUACUAUAUCCAGUUCCUUACUAUAUAAUAUUUUUUAAUCUGUUUCACAUGAAUUUGGUACAUAUUUAAAUUGCAUUAUGACUGUAAGCAGAGAAGGUUUAAACAGUUCAAAUAUUAAAUAAGAUAUUAAAGAAAUAUUUUUUGAUCCAAUUUAAAUUAACUCAUAAUUAUUAAAUUAUAUCCUUCGCAACAUUCGUGAUUACAAUUCUAUUCUAUUAUAAUAAUUUACACUAAAACUCUAAGAAUUUAGUCCAUAUCAAACAAUUCUGGAAAUUAUUGAUCUUAUGGAUAAAUAAAUUAAUUUCAGAUCAAAUACAGUUAAAGUUGAUUGUCCAAUUGAUUUGAAAGUAUACAAUGAUGCAGAGAGAUACAAAUAAAUAAUUUAUCAAUUAUUGUCAAAUUCAGCUAGAUUCACUUCUGAAGGAUUAAUUACAAUUGAAGUUACAAUGAAUUAAGACAAAUUAAAAACCAAAAUUACAGAUACUGGAAUUGGUAUGACUAUUUCAGAAUCUUAAAAACUUGCUGAAAUGUUAAAAGACAAUAAGAAAAUGCUAAGAGUAUCUUAGAAUUCAGUUGGAUGUGGAUUAGGAUUAAGUAUUUCAAAUGCUAUUGUAUAGAAGAUGCAUGGAAAAAAAGGAUUAGAAUUCAAAUCUAUAUAAAAUAAAGGAACUGAAUUCUAAUUUUCAAUUAGAAAUUCAUAACAAUUAUAUAAUGAAAGUGCCUAUCAAAAUAGUUAGACAUAUUUAAAAAUUGUUAAUCAAACUUUCUAUGUUGAAUAGUAACCUUCGGAGGCUAGUCUUAAAUAAAUGUUGGCAUCCAAAUAUGAAGCUAGUUUACAUAGUUAAAGUAAUAGUGGGGGAAUGUAUAGUGGAUAAAGAAAUAUUAAAAACUUUUUAAUGAGGAAACAUUCAGGAGAAACAUAAUAAUAGUUUUUGCAUCGAAUUACAGAAAUUAAUUAAAUUAAAGAUAGUGUAGAUAUUGAAUAAAAUGAAGAUGAAGAUGAUGAUGAAAAUGAAAAUGAUCCAAGUUUAUACAAAUAAUCUUUAAUAGUGAUACCUAGUUUAGAAACUAACUUUAAAACCUAAAUUGUACAAUAUAAUAUUAGUUCAAAAUGUUGUAGUAGAGUUUUAAUUGUAGAUGAUGAAGUUUUUAAUAUCCUUUCAAUGUAAUUAAUCCUCUCCAAAUUCUCAGUUAAAAGUGACAAAGCUUGUAAUGGUAUUGAAGCUAUUCGUAAAUGUGAAGACAAAAAACUUAAACCAUGCAAAAUUUGUUCUUGUGCUGGGUAUGCCGUUAUUUUUUUAGAUAUAAACAUGCCACUUAUGAAUGGAAUUGACACUGUUAAAAUAAUUAAAAAAAAAAUUAAUGAAGGUUAGUUUCCUAGAGGACUUUGUAUUGCAAAUACUGGGUAUUGUGAUUUUGAAACCAAAAAGUUUGCUAUUGCUUAAGGAAUGGAUUAUUACUUUACUAAACCAAUUGAUGUUAAGGAAUUAGAAACCUAUUUAAGAUCUAAAUUUCCACUACAUUUAUGA
Messenger RNA from Paramecium sonneborni, 2404 nucleotides. The record is from the annotation of a GenBank genome assembly. Lineage: Eukaryota; Ciliophora; Oligohymenophorea; Peniculida; Parameciidae.